Lachnellula hyalina is the source of this 873-nucleotide messenger RNA. RefSeq names its product Protein alcS. Gene Ontology annotation, molecular function: acetate transmembrane transporter activity. The record is from RefSeq and is a predicted model, not a curated record. The transcript has 3 exons. NCBI's taxonomy places the organism in Eukaryota, Fungi, Ascomycota, Leotiomycetes, Helotiales, Lachnaceae. The coding region runs from base 1 to 873 and encodes 290 amino acids. Gene Ontology annotation, cellular component: plasma membrane.
AUGUCGCAAAAUCCAAGCACGGCUUCGAAUGCCACCAAAACCCAAUGUACAAAUAAUGAGUUCCCAACGGAGACCAGCCUCAAAAAGACCCUUAGCUCCAUCAAAACCUCCCGCGAAAUGCCAGAGAAGUUGAACAUCUCAUCCGGAAACGAAAGUCGUGACAGGCUUAAUCCAAAGUUUGGUAAUCCAACACCGGUUGCGAUACUAGGGCUAUGCAUUGCCCUGACGCCACUUUCGAUUGAGCUUUUGGGUUGGCGUGGAGCAUCUGGCUUUCCAGCGACAAAUGGGGCGAAUUAUUUCUUUGGUGGCUUGCUGAUGAUCUUGUCAGGAGUUGGAGAGUUCAUCCUGGGAAACACCUUUCCAAGCGUCGUCUUCUUCGCCUACGGCGCGCACUUCCUCACAUUUGCCACCACCUUUACGCCAUCAUUUGCAGUCAUCUCAUCUUACACGACUGAUGGCAGCCAAAAGCAGACGCCAGAAUUCUUGGCAUCCUUUGGUAUCGUCAAUUCAAUCUUGGAGAAUCGACUGCUGACUUUUGCAGGCUUUUAUUUCCUCUUCAUGGGUCUUCUCUCUAUGAUAUUCUUCAUCUGCUCGUUCCGGACAAACGCUGUUUUUGUUGUGGUCUUUACUGGAGCAGCCCUUGGGUUCGCACUUGCCACUGCGGGCUUGUGGAACAUCGCAGACGGCAAGCCAGCGCGAGGUCAACAACUACUCGAAGGGGCCGGAGGAUGCUGGUUUGUUGCCAGCAUAGCGGCUUGGUAUUUCUUGUUAUCUGUCAUGAUGGUUGUGGUAGAUAUGCCAUUUAAAGUCCCGGUAUUUGAUCUCAGUACCAUCAUCAAGGGGGGUACCGAGAAGAGACUGCAUUCUGUGUAG